This is a messenger RNA of Neoarthrinium moseri, 1251 nucleotides long. RefSeq lists its product as uncharacterized. Bases 1 to 1251 code for a protein of 416 amino acids. The transcript is spliced from 4 exons. The record is from RefSeq and is a predicted model, not a curated record. Lineage: Eukaryota; Fungi; Ascomycota; Sordariomycetes; Amphisphaeriales; Apiosporaceae.
AUGUCUGGAUCCACUGCGUCCCCGGAGGCACAGGCUGCGAUGGCGGAGGCCAUCGCCGCCGCUACUCGGGCUUUCAACACAGAGUUAUGGACAUUGUAUUCGUUCGGCGUUCUCGUCACUUGUCUUAGAACCUACUCACGCAUAAAAGCGGUGGGCUUCAGAAACCUUCGAGCUGACGACUACAUCGUGUGGCUGUCCAUCGUGCUCUACACGACGCAGUCGACACUAGCCUAUUUUGCCGUCAAUUAUGGACAAGGCCUCGCCAACAAUUCCAUGACCGACGCUCAGAGAGCGGCACUGGAUCCUAAUUCAACGGAGUAUGCGCUACGAGUAUUUGGAUCCAAGAUUCAAGUCGUGGGAUGGACCUCGUACUGCUGUCUAAUAUGCACGCUUAAGUUGGCGGUCCUGGUCUUUUACGUCCGCCUCACGGAAGGACUCGGCCGGCGAUUUCGUAUGCGCAUUUGGAUCGGCUUUGCCCUGGUUGGAGGUACCUUUUUCGCGUCCAUAAUCGCCAUCUAUGCAGGCUGUCAACCGCUUGAAAAAUACUGGCAGAUCAACCCCAAUCCUGGCAACUUUUGCCAAGGUGCCAUAGCGGACCCAAUUGUUUGGGUUACCUUUUCUUCUAGUGUGGUCACCGAUAUCUACCUUAUCAUGAUCCCGCUGCCAAUGCUUUGGGGCACCACGCUCAAACUCGCCAAGAAGAUAGGCUCUACAUUCGUUCUUGGUGCUGGUGUAUUCGUCCUUGUCUGCUCUCUCCUGAAGACAGUUUUCGUCGAAAUAGACCCAGUGAACGGUGCACAACUUGCCGGCGAGUGGGGAACCCGCGAAGCUUUUACAUCCGUCGUAACAACCAACCUGCCUAUGCUAUUCCCCCUUAUCAGGGCCUGGCUUGGACCCUUUUUCGGUAGCGCGUUCUCCUCCGACAAGACGCCAUACAAUCACGCAACCGGCUUUCGGACCAUUGGUGGCAGCGAGCAUAACACGGUCGACAUUAGCAGUCGGCGUCGCGAGCCGUCUUCUGCAGCGAAGAAGAGUUUGCACAGUGCUACUUAUUCCGUCAGCGGGAGCGAGGAAUUCAUCUUCAACGAAAGCACGGAGGUUAAACUACAGAAAUUAACCACGGACGGUAAAUCAUCCGCCUUGCAGAAGCCGGCAAAGGGGAUCUUCGUUUCCAGCGAGUUUCACGUUAUGGAGGGUCGAGCGAGCCAGGUUAGUGAUCCUGCAGGUCAACGCGCUCCUCAGCAAUGGUGA